This is a messenger RNA of Cylindrotheca closterium, 897 nucleotides long. The record is from the annotation of a GenBank genome assembly. NCBI's taxonomy places the organism in Eukaryota, Bacillariophyta, Bacillariophyceae, Bacillariales, Bacillariaceae.
AUGUCCGCUUCCGCACCCAACUCUAGUCCUGAAGGAUACUGCAAAUUCGCCAUCCCAAAGAAGGGACGCUUGUACGAAAAGGUCGUGAAAAUGUUGAAGGGCGCAGGUAUUGAAUUCAACAGAGCCGAUCGAUUGGAUGUUGCUAUCUGCAAAGCAGGACUUCCAAUUACUUUGAUCUUCCUGCCAGCCAAGGAUAUUGCCACAUUCGUUGGAAAAGGUGAUAUUGACGUCGGGAUUACUGGUUGGGACGUCGUGAAGGAAAGUGGUGUAACCGUCGACAGAGUGAUGGACCUUGGAUUUGGAAAGUGCAAGCUUUCUGUUCAAGCUCCUGUCGUAAAGAAAAUUACCGAUGUCGAAAUGCUUGCUGGAAAACGAAUUGCCACUAGUUUCCCAGAGACCACCAAGGAAUUUUUCAAAUUGAUCGACGAGAAGAAGGGAACUAAUACAACUAUAAGCUUUAUUUCCGGAUCCGUCGAAGCAGCCUGUGGCCUAGGUUUGGCAGAUGCUGUUGUCGAUCUUGUGGAAACAGGAACCACAAUGAGGGCGGCCGGUCUUGAGGUUGUCCACGAAGUAUUGGAGACAGAAGCUAUGCUUAUUGCUAACCCCAACUCUACCCACAAGGAUCUAGUAGACCUUAUCAGAAAGCGUCUCGAAGGAUUCAUCACAGCUACAAAGUACUGCUUGGUUAUGUACAACAUCUCGGAAGAUCUCCUGCCGAAGGCACUAGAAGUCUCUCCAGGAAAGAGAUCGCCCACCAUCACAAACUUGGAAGCAGAUGGAAUGAAAGCAGUAUCUUCUCUCGUGCUAAAGAAGGAAGUUCCAGAGAAAAUGGAUGCCCUCCACGAUAUCGGGGCUACAGAUAUUUUGGUAUUGGAAUUGGAAAAUUCUCGAAUGUAA